Molecule: messenger RNA, 1095 nt
Organism: Fusarium falciforme
Lineage: Eukaryota; Fungi; Ascomycota; Sordariomycetes; Hypocreales; Nectriaceae
Exons: 4
Coding region: 1-1095 (364 amino acids)
Molecular function (GO): zinc ion binding; nucleic acid binding
Source: RefSeq, a predicted model, not a curated record
AUGCCCAGAAAGGCUGCUCAGCCCCCUCCUCCUACCAGCAUCAUGGCGCCUGAAGAGGAAGACGACCUAGCCACUCAGGUAGCUGAGAAAGUCAUGAAGGCUUUGGAACCCAUCCUAGAGAGUCGUAUGGGCACUGUUCAGCAGUCCUUCGCCGUCGUCGCAAAACUUGUGGAUAUGAAUCUGAAUCAAUCCGACGACUCCAAGCACUUCCUCCAACGCAACCCUGACAUCAGGUACUUACUUGAUGCUCAGUCCGAUCUGAAUCGAGUCAAAGGUCUGGCUAUGUCUGAAACCAUGUGUCUCCUCCAGCGGGCUGGUGAACCUUUCAACCAAAUCAUCCGCGUGAGCCACAGCGGGCAGGAACUGAGGUUCACCUCCAAAGCAAUCCCAAAGCCAUACUUUGUCUGUGCCGAGAACGUCUCCUACGAACUGUUUUCCCAGCCUCGAGACUUGAAGGAUGCGUGGAGCGAACAAAACCAGGUGGAAAUCGUCAAUGCCUUCUGGGCGCGAAAGAACCUCGUCUUGACGCUGUUUGAACUCGGACACGCGAAGAAGCUCGUUUCGGAAGGUAUAUUUCUUGGUGACAGCCACUUUUCUUACGUCAGACCAUUUGAACUGCAGUCGGUGCCCAAGUUCUGCUACAAGUGUUACAAGCCCAACCACCUCAUGAAGGAGUGUCAGGCACAGGAUUUCCGGUGCGGUCGAUGUGCCGGAGCGCACAAUACCCGGGGCUGUGAAAACCCUGCCAUCAGGUGCCCAAACUGUGGGAAAGAGCACGAGGCUUGGUUUCCACAGUGUUCCAACAGGCAAGUCCAGAACAUGCGCGCUCUUUGCAAGGAAUGGGAAAGCCAAGGGCCCUCAUGGGCUACAAUGUCACCCAGGGAGGAGUUAAACGGGUGGCUCGAACAGAUGACGAGCCCAGACCAAACAGCUGAGCCCAGACCCGGUCUGAAGAAGGGAAAGAAAAAGGGGAAUGCCUCCACGGAUCAGGAUCGACGUGUGACUCGCUCGGUUACUGCCAAGGCAGCCGCUUCAUCGACAGAGUCUGGAGAUCGGAGUCAGACUGAAGCUGAGCAUUGUGGUGGGCUGGCUUAG